CUUUGAACAGUUGCCUUUUCCUCUCACAGGAGGGAGAACUCAUUUCGUUUGAGACUGGAUAAAGUUGAAAACAAGCUACACAUCAGCGGGAGGGUAUGUUGGCUAAGAAGCCCCCGAAACCAGCCCCUCGAAGGAUCUUCCAAGAAAGAUCAAAGAUUACUGCUCUGCCCUUGUACUUUGAAGGAUUUUUAUUAGUCAAGAGGUCAGAAUGCCAGGAGUAUAAACAUUAUUGGACGGAGUUGAGAGGAACUACACUUUUCUUUUACACCGACAAAAAGAGUACAAUAUAUACUGACAAGUUAGACAUAAUAGACCUCACAUGCCUUACUGACCAGAAUUCAACUGAAAAGAAUUGUGCAAAGUUCACCCUUAUUUUGCCAAAAGAGGAAGUGCAAUUGAAGACAGAGAACACAGAAAGUGGGGAAGAAUGGAGAGGCUUCAUCCUCACAGUAACAGAGCUGUCAGUUCCCCUACAUGUGUCACUCCUUCCUGGGCAAGUAAUUAGACUGCAUGAAGUCCUAGAGAGAGAAAAGAAAAGGAGGAUUGAGAUGGAGCAGAUAUCAAGUUUCUCCCCAGAAAAAGGGAAGGAACCAAGUGAAGAUUAUGUGGAUGUGCUGACCCCUAUGCCAGAAUGUUUUUAUACAGUGUCCCGGAAAGAAGCAACUGAGAUGCUUGAGAAGAACCCUUCCUUGGGAAAUAUGAUCCUGAGGCCGGGUAGUGACAGCAGAAACUACUCCAUCACCAUCCGGCAGGAUAUAGACCUGCCAAGAAUCAAGCACUACAAAGUGAUGAGCAUAGGAAAAAACUACACUAUUGAAUUGGAAAAACCUGUAACACUCCCAAAUCUUUUCAGUGUCAUUGAAUAUUUUGUGAAGGAGACUCGAGGAAAUUUACGACCAUUUAUAUAUUCAACCACUGCAACUCUUGUUGCAAUCAAGGUGUUGGCUAGGGCUGGAUCAUCAUCUGAGACUUGACCAAGGAAGAAUCUGAUUCCACACUCACUCAAGGUGUUUGGAGAAUUCACUUCCUUACAGCUCUAGGAUUCACACAGCAGCUGGCUUCUUCAGACAGCAGUGUGGGUAGGGGUCGGGGGAAGGAGGGCCACUGAGCAAAUCUACUAGCAAUGCGGAGUCUAAUGCAACAUUAAGAACCAUGGUACUGACAUCCCAUCACCUUUACCAUAGUCUACUGCUUAUCACAUGGUUCCCAUUUCCUGGUGUAUCGCAUUGUACAAACCCCAUACCUUGAAGGUAGGGUGCACCUGUAACUUGUUUCUAACCAAGUCACUUAUAACCAUAUAGGUUCCUUUACUCUCCCCUCCUUGUUAUAGUUGUCAUAUGUAUUAAUCUACCUUAUAUUGAAAAAAACCAAUACAUGUUACAAUUUUUGCUUUUGAUAGUUAUAAAUAUAUUAAAGACUUUGAGGAAAGUAGUCUUAUUACUACUAGAUACUUCCCAUUUCCAUUGGGUUUUCUUUUUCCUGUGGUAUCAUUUUUCUUCAACUUGAAGAACUCCUGAGCUCAUUCAGUGAAUCUUUUCUAUUUCAAGUGUUUUUUUCAUUUUGCGAAUUUCUGCUUGGUAUAAUUUUUUUGCUGCUUUUAUCCUUCCAUUUGUUUCAAGAGUGUUUAUCACCACCUCAUGGAGCACAUGCAUCUCUUUAGUCUUUGAUAAUUUUGACAUCUUGAUUAUUUUAGUGUUUGCAUCUGUUGUCUUUUUCCUUGAGAACUGGUCACAUUUUUCUGACUCUUUGUCUCUUUUGUAUCUUGGAUAUUUUAUUUUAUUUUAUUUGGCUAGGCCUGAGGCAUGUGAAAAUUUCUGGGCCAGGGAUCAAGCCACUGCAGUGAUAAUGUCGGAUCCUUAACCCGUUGUGCUGCAGGAAAACUAUCUUGGAUAUUUUGAAUAUGUCAUGAGACUCUACAUCCUAUUAAGAUCCUCUGGAGAUUUUUUUCUCCUUUUUUUAAGGGCUGGACCAAUGGCCUAUGCAA
Molecule: messenger RNA, 1984 nt
Organism: Phacochoerus africanus (Common warthog)
Lineage: Eukaryota; Metazoa; Chordata; Mammalia; Artiodactyla; Suidae
Gene: STAP1
Product: signal transducing adaptor family member 1
Exons: 9
Coding region: 96-974 (292 amino acids)
Biological process (GO): cell surface receptor protein tyrosine kinase signaling pathway; positive regulation of B cell receptor signaling pathway
Molecular function (GO): signaling adaptor activity; protein kinase binding
Source: RefSeq, a predicted model, not a curated record